Molecule: messenger RNA, 835 nt
Organism: Naegleria gruberi
Lineage: Eukaryota; Heterolobosea; Eutetramitea; Acrasida; Naegleriidae
Exons: 1
Coding region: 1-828 (275 amino acids)
Source: RefSeq, a predicted model, not a curated record
AUGAUCAACAAUAACAAUGCGGAGUCUCAUCAUCAACAGGGGAGCGGUAUGAUGGCCAAUCAGACAAACCGAAGAGUUGUGGCUUCUUCUUCGAAACAAUCGGCCAUUGUGAGAGGACAAUGUUUAUUUUUAUUGGGAAGUCCGUAUCUUGGAAAGAGUGGUUAUUUUGAACAAGAAUACGAAAUUAAAGGAUUUGAGAGGAUUAGCUUUGAAAAGGAUAGAAGGAAAACGUUUGAAAGGAUUUUUAAUUUGCUCUCACAAAAUAGGAAUAUAGUAAUUGAUGAUGAACAAAUCAUGUCUCUUACUGAAGCUAGAGGAGCAUUGGUUGAAAAAAUUAAAACCGAACAGCCACACUAUUCUGUUGAAUGUAUUUCGUUUAUUCCAAAAUAUGGAGAUCUCCAAAUAGAUAUUGCAAAAACCUUUUACAUCUGUGAACAUUUUGAAACUCUAAGUUUUGAUUUGAUUGAACAAAUCAAAUUGAAUGAAAAAUUUAUCAUGGAUAUUCAAGCUUCACUAGGAGAAAAUAAUGGAAAUUCAUCUCUAAUUUACCCAACCAGUGAGGAAAAAUUUGACAAGUCCACUAAGAAGGAAAUGUCACUCUAUGUGAAUAGAAGUGAAUCAGAAUUUUCCUACCACACACUCAUACUAGAUGCCUGUUCCUCUAAUUUAUUUACCUAUGAUACAAAGAAGAGAAAAAUUCAUUUCAAAGAUGCACAAAAAAUUAAGGAAUUGAUUUUGAAAUGGACUGAAAGGAGUAAGGAUACACGAGUAGUUGUCAUUUUCAGUGAUAGAAGACUCUUUCAGAGUUUCUCUCAAUAUACCUGCUAAUCAUGUC